This is a messenger RNA of Ictidomys tridecemlineatus (thirteen-lined ground squirrel), 5283 nucleotides long. It is a transcript of the gene Ccni2, whose product is annotated as cyclin I family member 2. The record is from RefSeq and is a predicted model, not a curated record. Lineage: Eukaryota; Metazoa; Chordata; Mammalia; Rodentia; Sciuridae.
CCCUACCCCGGAGCUCCGGCUGCAGAGUCCCUUGCACUGGGCUAUAAAAAGCUGGGUUAAGCCACGACUCAGACCUAAGAUCCUUGCCACGCCAUGGCCUCAGACGCGCGGCUCCCACCGGAGCGGUCGGCCUCGGAGGAAAGCGCCUUGCAGAGCUCUGGGGGAUUUAGCCUUCUCCCGCCUUCUCCUAGCAAAGCCUCUCCUGCCGCGCCGCCGACCUCCAGCGAGUUGCAGGCGAUCCUCAAGCCUAGGGCGGCGUCCUUCUCCGCGCCGUCGGCGAGCGGACCCCUGCUGUCCCAGCACCUGGCAGCGGUAGCUCAGCAAGCCGCAGGCGGGGUCCCUACUACCGCUCCGGCCGCGUCCCCGCCAUCCACACAGCAGUCCUCCCAGCGCGAUCAUGGUGUGCCCUCCGACUGGAGUGGCCUGUUGGACGAGCACAGGCUGCUCGUUCACCUGCAUCUGGCCCAGCUUCGCGAAGAACGUCUGUGGAGGGGCGGCAACCUCCAGUUGAUUCCACGCAUAAAAGACUUCAUAAAGCACUAUGGCUUUGGCUACACCCCGAAUGAGCUGCUGAGGAUGGAGCUGGCUAUUCUGGACAGACUGUACUGGGACCUACACACUGGGACACCGCUGGAAUUCUUGACUAUAGUAAGCAUGAGGAGUUUGCCGAGUCUCCCUGAGACUCAUUUGUGCCUUUGGAACAGCUGUUCACAACAUAGGACAGCAAAGCACAGGCGUGCACACGUCCUUGCACAUGCACCACGGUGAGGUGACCCACAAGGCUCACAACAUACGGGAGUGAAAAUGUAUCCAACACCAUUCCACCAGACUCCCAUUUCUGAAGGACAUUAAGUUUACUUGACAAAGAUUUUUAAGCGGCACUAUUAUGGUGAGUUUCUCUUUUAAAUACACACUGCAAAAAUAUUUAACUUUCCAUUCUAUGAAUAUUGUACAUAAAUAUCUGUCUGCUUUUGCUACACUUUACACACAUUCACUUAGCUGUCUUUAUUCACCUACACACAAUCCUUAUUGAGGCUUUAGACCAUAUUGAUCUGGCACUUAAAAAAAUAUCAUACAUUAGUUUGGGUUUGUUUUAGUUAGGGGAAUGAUCAUCAUUUUCAAGGAUAUGAUUCUGUUAGUAAGGCAAAAUUAUGCAAUGUGAAAAUGUCAUGGGAUUUUGGUCUGUUAUGAAGCAUGAAGAUUAAAUUACUAAGAGAUGUUUCAUUAUGAAAACUGGACACUGUUGCCAAGUUGAGUUUCUUCUAGUAUCAAGCAGAUACAAGUAACUUUUCUGCUACUUUGAUCUUGAAUAGUAUGUUUCUAUUUUUCAGAUUUGAAACAUUGUCAUCUAAGUACUUUAGGCCUGCAAAGACUGUCACAAAGCAGACUGUAUUUUCUCUCCAGGGUUGAGGCUCAGGUUGGCCACAGAAUGGGCAUUAAGCCUCAAGCCCCUCAUGGGGCCAUGGAUGAGAAGGGUUGGGCCACAUUUGAUGCUCCCUGAAGGAAACGGAGAUUGUUUGCACUUUUGGUCAUUGAUAUAUGAAAAGUAUGGGGUUUUCUGUUCUAAUAUUAAAAACCAUGGUCUCCAGUUCCACUCCCUGGUGGUCCUGAGCCGGCCCCAUGUGGUGGAGCUGCUGCCUCAGAGGAAUCCUUCCCUCCACGUCGCGUCCCUGACCAGGCAGCUGCAGCACUGUAUGGCGGGCCACCAGCUGCUGCAGUUCAAGGGCUCCACACUGGCUUUGGUCAUCAUCACCUUAGAGUUGGAGAGGCUCAUGCCCGACUGGUGGACUCCUAUAUCUGAUCUGCUAAAGAAAGCACAGGUAGACAUCAACUUUGCCCCAAGCCUGGCUCUGAGUUUUGCCCCUUUAGAAGAUAUACUGUGCCCCUGAAAGAGUACUCAUGGCCCUUCUUGGCCCUUGAGGGCUCCAGAAGAUGCUCUGGCCUUGAUAACUCUGGCAAGAGUCUGCCUAAGGGCUACGCAUUCCACACUUGGCCACACUCUGUGGACAUCAGUAUGAACACCUGCACCUUCACUGGAUCAAUGCAGGUGGGUCCCUGACAAUGAGAAAUUUUAUUCAAUGGCAAUCCUUAGUGCCAAGAAGAUUGGGUGUGUGUGGAGGGGAAUGCCCAGCUCAGAAGGAAGCAACCUUGAGCUUAAUAUUGGGAAUUGUAAAUUGCAGACCCCCCCCCCCCCAAUCUGUCUGAAUCUAUGGCACCAGGCCCUGGAGGGUCAGAAUCCUUGCAGACAGAUAGGUCAGGAUGGAGCUGUGCAAUUAGACUCCUGACAGUUUACUGAGGUUGGAGAGGGACGUCCCUGACCCAAUGGGGUUAAUGCUGGCGGGUUGGGUGGUUGGAUCCUGCUUGGGUACUCAAUUGCCUAAACAGGCUGGCCACUGUUUUAACACAGGUCAUCUGUACCGAGCAGUACAGCUGCUGCAAGGAACUUGUAAAGCAGCACCUGGGAAGUUUGAAUCAGCCUCCCGCAUAGGCAGCUCCGUUCCACCUGCCACCCAGACUCUCUGCCAUGACCCUGGUUCCUUCACAGCAUAAUGGGAACCCUCCAUGCAUGGACUCUUAUAAAUUCUUUGGCUUUAUGAAUCCUGUAACAAGACAGGAAGAAGGCCCAGAAGAGUAACUGAGAAAGAUCCUCUGGCCCUAAGAGAAAAAUUUCAGGAGAGGGGAAGAGUGGGUCAUGAUCAACAGUAGCAAGGGUGGUCUGACAGAUACUAUCUUGCCUUCUCCCUUUUCCCCCCAACCUAGCAGGUAAUAAAUGCAUGCUUCAAUGGCACUUGUUUUUCCUUCCUUCUCCAACAAGGGCUGAUAUUGGCCCUUUAGAGAGCUGAGGCCAAAGGGUGGGCCCUGCUUAAGCCUGAAGGGCUGGGGCUGGUCCAGAUCCUGACUGACCAGUUCUUGCUGUUCUACAUGCCAGAGCCAGCCAGGUCCAUGUGUCCCAAUCUCAGCUCCAUGCAGCCCCUUCAAAACUGGGACAGUCUCUCCAGACUCAUUUACCUUGAUGGGUCUUAGCUUAAGUCUUCUCCAUAAGGUCUUGAUCUUAGAGUAGACCUUAUUUAAGGUACAGUAACUCAAAAAUGGUUUAAGCACUGUUUUCCCUUUGUUACUGUGAACCAAAGUAGUUUUUUAAUCUAAGUAGAGGAAUUUCAUGCUAAUUAAUGGAGAUUACUGGGUGACACCUGUGAGGGGAAGGCAGCAGUUCUGAGCGCUUUUGUUGGGGUAGACAGGUUUCGAGGCCCAGUCUGCUCCAACCACUGUGCUGCCAGAAAGAGGAGGAUGUUACUUGUGUGGCUGAGAGAAAGACCAGCUGCCUCUCUGAAGCCAUGAUACUAUAGGGCCAUUCUCUAAGCAGUAGAGCCCAGCUGGCCCAGAGGCCAGCUGGAGCUGUGUAAGCAGAGUUGGGGAUUUGAAUGACUAGGGCACACAUUUAGAGGUGGUUUGUGAAGUCUCUCCACUGUGAACGGUUGUUUUCAGGAAUGUGCUAAGCCAUGGUGGGUAGGGAUAUGGUCUGCUACUAGGGGCAAUUUGGUAAGAACCAGAUAUACUAUAAUCACAUCUAUACUAAAGUCAGUAUACAUCUGUAUCUUUUCUUGACACAAGUUUGCCUAUUGGAGCUCCUGUAAAAAAUAGACUUUAAUUGCUUUCAACACUGUCUUGAAUCUUUUCUUGCACUUACGGAGUACUGUGCAUUCAGACUUCUAGAGUCAAAUACAUUAGGAACAUACUCUCCUGGGUCCUAUUCAUAACUAUCCUCCAGGUAGAUCCUGCAAGGACCAAAGUGAGAAAAUAGGGACUGAGGUUGGGGAGCUGAGAGGCCUAAAAAAAGACUGGUAUGCAAACAUCUCCCAUGAGGGUGUAGGUCAGUUCUACAUCUGGUAGGCAGGUGGCAGAACCUCCAGUACCCAUUUUACAGAUGAAGAUGCAGCUGCAUGGCCACCACUGCCCUCCACCUCCUUGCCUCUAAUGUGAGUGAGCACUGCAGUGGAUGAGGCAGGAGUUCAUCCUGAGGACCCACACCAGGCUUUGGGGAACUGCUGGGAGGCAUCUGGGCCAUGUAACCAAGUGGCUCUACAUGUAAAUCUUAGUGAAAGAAGGCAGACCUGUGAUCCCUGCCUUGUUGUUCAGCAGUUCUAUAAAUGACCUAACCCUUGUUGGGAAGCUAACACUUCCAUUGCCAAAGUACCAAUUAUACAUUUUUAAAAGUCUGUGCUGGUCGCCCUUGCCUCAGAGUACCAGAUCUGUGCUAGUCCCCUCUAACAUUUUCCCCUCCUGACAUUAGGAAUUCACAUUCCACUAGGAUCAGACACUAGGGAUCCUCUGAAGGGGGAUUAAUAUGGACACAAUCCAUCUUUUGUCUCCACCCAUACAGAAAGGCGGGGGUUGGUAAAGGACUGAGGCUGCAGAAAAUGGAGAUGGGAGAAAGCCCAGAGGAAGAUGCCAUAGCAGUGGGAAAGGUCAACGGGCUAAGGGAGGUGGUGGCCGGGGGAGUGUCAUGGAUCUUUCUUAAACAUGUUCAAAUGGUACUUCCCCCACAUGGGUGAGUCAAGUUGUAUGAUAUUGCUCCUUCCACCAAGGAGGCCCAGCUCCCUCUGGCUUCCUGGAGAGUCUAUCCUUCAAAGUCUGGUGAAGACUGCCUCCCUUAGGUAGAGUUGAACUACACCUUCAGCAGGGGUGUCGGCAUCCAGUCUUCCCGUUGGGCUGUCAACUCCCCAACCUCAGUCCCUAUUUUCUCAUUUUGGUCUUUCCAGGAUCUGACUAGGUCCUAGAAAGAAAGCUUCUCAACAAAUGGACCAACCAUAUGUGCUUGUUAUUUUCUCCAAACACAGUUUUCUCUUUCUCAGCCAUUUACCUGUAUCCCAGGGCUUUCCACUCUACAAAACCUUCCCAGGUCCAGCAGCCCACACUGUCAAACUAUAUACCCUAACAAUGACCACAUUUCCAGUCUUCUUACAUGAGCCUACUGGGAUGCCAAGAGGUGGUUACAGCUUGGGACUUAGGAGUACAGACAACUAAUGUUCCAAUCCCAACUCUUCCAUUACUUGCUUUGUGACCUUAGGUAAUUACAUUAACUCUCUGUGCCUCACCUGUGGAAUGUGGAGAAUAAUGGUAUCUAAUUAUAGGAAACUGAUGAAGAUUAGAGGAGUUAAUGCAUGUAAUGCAGUUGAGAGCACACAAAUGUUAGUUGUCCCGGGUCAAGGCUCCUUAUAAACUCCUUGAGGGAGUUUCAGUCUCAUUUCUUUAACCCAGUUGCCAAUAAAUAUUCAUGCCACA